Molecule: messenger RNA, 3594 nt
Organism: Chelonus insularis
Lineage: Eukaryota; Metazoa; Arthropoda; Insecta; Hymenoptera; Braconidae
Gene: SMC5
Product: structural maintenance of chromosomes 5
Exons: 3
Coding region: 152-3295 (1047 amino acids)
Biological process (GO): double-strand break repair via homologous recombination
Cellular component (GO): nucleus; Smc5-Smc6 complex
Molecular function (GO): ATP hydrolysis activity; single-stranded DNA binding; ATP binding
Source: RefSeq, a predicted model, not a curated record
AAAAAUAGAAGACAAUAGCGGUAUGACAAAGAAAGAUCGGAAAGGAAAUGCGCAGUUAUUCAGUUUCCCUCUAAAAAAGUAACGUAGAGGGUUAAAACAAUUCGUUCGUGAACUUUACUUGUUUAUUCGUGAUGUAAUUAAACUUUUCAAAAUGACAAAUACGGACAUCAUAAGCCAAGGAAUCAUUAAAAAAAUUUUCCUGAAAGAUUUUAUUACAUAUGAUGAGAUAGUUUUCUUGCCUGGAAGAUACUUCAAUGUUGUCAUAGGACCAAAUGGUACCGGUAAGUCUACACUCGUAGCAGGAAUAGCCUUAGGGCUAGGAGGAUGUCCUAAAGAUCUUGGUAGAAUUGGUGAAAUUUCUCAAUACAUAAAAGGUCAAUGUGAAAAAGCAUUGAUUGAAAUUGAACUUGAAAAUGGACCGAACGAAACUGUCAAAAUCAGUCGCAUGUUCAAUACAAGGAACAGGUCUACAUGGAUGAUUAAUGGAAAAACUGUUACUGAAGCUGAAGCUCAAGAUUUGAUUGCAAAAUUCAAUAUUCAGGUGAACAAUCUUUGUCAAUUUAUACCGCAAGAAAAAAUUAAUGAUUUCGCAAAAAUGAGCCCACAGGAGCUGCUAUUAAAUACAGAAAAGUCUGUAGGAGAUCCAAAAGUAUAUGAUUACCACAUGCAAUUAAUAAGAAAUAAGCAAAAACAAGAAGAAAUAUCUAACGAAAUUGGUCAGAAAAAAACUGUGCUUGAAUCUGAUACUCAAAAAUAUCAACAAUUAGAUGAAAUUGCUUCACAAUAUAGAGAAAGAAAAGCAAUUAUGAAAAAAAUAAAAAAUUUGGGACAAAAAAAAGCUUGGGUACUGUAUGAUAUGACAAGAACAGAACUGAUUAAUUUGAAACAUCAAAGCAAUGGUCUUAAGAGUCAAAUAUCUGAUCUAAAAUCGACUUUGGAUCCCAUUUUAAGUCAAAUGAAUGAAAAAGGCAAAAAAAUAAAAGAAUUAGAAACUUCUGUUCAAUCUUACAAUCUACAAAUUAAAAAUUGUGAAACUAAAUUAUUAAAAAAUAUUGAAACUAUUGAGAGUCUUCAUCUUAAUGUAAUAAAUAUAAAGAAAAAUUGCAAAGAAGAACUAAAAAUGGAAGAAAGUCGAGAUAAAUCUAUUAAACUUGAAGAAACACAUAAAAGUAAAUUAGAAAAUGACAUGCAGCUAUUGAUGGAAGAAAUCGGUACUGAAGAAUCAGUUCAUAAAAAAUUACAAGUAAUCAAUGAUAAAAUAAACAACGAAAGAAAAAAAAUGGAUGAAAUUAAUAACGAAGCUGUAUUUUAUAGAGAAAAGUUGAAUCUUGUAGCACGUAAAAUACAUCAACUAGAAGGAGAAUUAAAGCAGCUUAGCGAUGUUCAGUCGAAACGUUUAGAUUUACUUCGUUCUAUGAAUUCACAUGCUUAUGAAGCAGUUAUGUGGCUUCGAAAUAAUAGAGAUAAAUUUCGAAGUGUCAUUUAUGAACCUAUGAUUUUACAUAUCGAUAUUAAAGAACUUAAAUAUGGUAAAUUUUUUGAAAAGAUAAUUCCUAGACGAGAUUUGGAAGCUUUCGUUUGUGAAGAUAAACAAGAUAUGAAUCUUUUAUUAAGAUAUUUACGCGAUCAGCAAAAUCUAGUAGUCAAUGUAGUCCAUUCUGAUUCAACUGAAUCAUUAAGUACUGUACCCAGGAUACCACUCAAUAAUCUUACACGAUACGGAUUCUAUUCUUAUGCAAUUUCUUUUAUUUCUGCUCCUGACUUAAUUAUGAAGUAUCUAAUAAAAACAUACCAUAUUCACAAUAUUCCAUUUGGUACAGCUGCUGUAGACGAUAACAUUGAUGCAGUGCCUACUGAGUUAUUCUCUUUUUUCAGUCCUAAUUAUCAUUAUAAUGUUCGAGUAUCUAGGUAUACUAAAGACAAAUCCACACAAAUUAAUCCUUUGCCAAAUCAUGUACGAAUGUUUUCUAUUGUUGUGGAUCAUAACAAAAUUGCGGAAAAUACUCAAUUAUUAGAACAAAGACGAAAUGAGCAUGCACAACAUGAAUCGAAAUUAAGAGAGACUGAAACAAAGUUGAUGGAAUAUAACGAUAAAAUGGAAUCGCUUCGUAAGUCAAGAAAAGAUUUAGAUACUAAGAGUAAACAAAUUCAGAUGCUUAAUAGUCAAAUCAAAAGGAAAACUAAUGAAAUUAUACAGCUUCAAAAUCAACGAAGGAGUUUUGAAGAUAUUAAAAAUGCUGCAAAUAAUGCAAUACUAAGUGUUUUGAAAAAACAAACAGAACUGUAUAAAGAAUGUGCUGGAGAGCAUAAAAAAGCGAUUGACAUUAUUAAACAAUCGAAAACUAACAAUUUUUUAUUGAAAUUAGCAGAACGUGAGUUAAAAAAAAUUUCUGAUAGUUCGAGACAAUAUAAAGACCAACUACAGGAAGUGGAGAAUGAAUUCAGAACAUUGGCCAGGCAAAUAGAACCAAUGCAAGUUGAGAUUAAAAGAUUGCUUGGUGAAGCUAUACGUUCCACAGACAAUGUCAGUUCUAGCGAUAGAGCAGCAUUUGCUAAAUAUGAAAGAAUCUUUGCUAAAUUACCUCCGACAAUUGAGGAGAUAGACGAAGCUAUUCAGUCAGCUAAAGCUCGACUUUUCUGUGCAGGUGACACUCAUCACGGCGAAGAAAUCCUUGAAGAAUGUGAAUUAGUUAAACGAAAAAUUGAAUCACUUAAAGUAGAGAUAGAAAAAUUAGAAGAAACAUUAGCGAAAAAUAAAAGAGAUACAGAGGAGUUACGUGAUCAGUGGUUACCACUAAUUGAAAAGCUUACUCGUACGAUUAAUGGCAAGUUUUCAAAUGGUUUCCAAUCAAUUGGAUGUGUCGGUGAAAUACAACUCAAACAUAAUGGAAAUCCGAUGGAUUUUGAUCAAUAUGAAUAUAAAAUUUACGUUAAAUUUCGAGAUGUUGAUGAUUUACAAGAGUUCAAUAUAAACCGUCAAAGUGGUGGUGAACGAGCUUUUACAACUGCUGUUUACAUGCUGUCUCUUCAAGAGAUGUGUCGAGUGCCAUUUAGAGUUGCUGAUGAAAUAAAUCAGGGUAUGGAUGCUAUUUAUGAAAGGAAAAUAUUUGAUAAACUUGUUGAGCUUACGUCAACAGCACAUGGAUCACAAUAUUUUUUGAUUACUCCCAAGUUACUUCCUAAUUUACAAUACAACGAAAAUGUAAGAGUUCAUGUUGUUCACAAUGGGCCAUAUAUUAUUCCAUAUGAUAGAUUCAAUCUACAAGAUUAUUGUGCGAAAUUGGAAAGGAAUUAAUUAUCUUUAACUAUAUAUUGUAUUAUAUUUUUGUUCUUUAUCAUUUUUAUUUGAUUGUUUUUAAUUAUGAUCUCGUUAAAACUGACAAAGUCAGUGUACGCAUUUCCAAUACAUGCAAUAUAAUUUAUCUUUGAGUAUUGCAUUGACUAUUAUCUUACUUUCGAUUUAUUAUUAUUAAAAAAAAUUUCUCAAGUAUUAUUCUAUGAAAAUAGCUUUGCUUGAUUCUGUUUAUUUUAUGAGCCAGACAAAAAUAUUGUAGAAAAAAUAAGCAAAAUAAUUACUAUCAAGAGUUUUAAUCA